AUGCUUAGAAACGUGACACGUGCUGCUGUCAGAAGCGUGCGGGGCCACGCCAGCGCCGCUACACACGCGCCAGAAACACCUGGCGGCUCGGUUUCCGUGGCUGCAAAAUACUACCCCAACGAGCCAAAGGGUCCCUCCUUGAUCACCGAGUCGGUUCCAGGACCCAAGCUGUUGGCGGCAAACGAACACUUGGGAUCGGUUUUCGACAACAGAGCCGCGUACUUUGUCACAGACUUCUACAACUCCGUGGGGAACUACAUUGCUGAUGCAGACGGCAACAAGUUGCUUGACGUGUACUGUCAGAUUUCGUCGAUUCCCUUGGGUUACAACAACCCGGAGCUUUACGCCGCGGCCACGUCGCCCGAAAUGGCCUCCGCUUUGGUCAACAGACCCGCGUUGGCGUGUUUUCCUCAGCUCGACUACGCGGGUAUUCUCGAGGAGGGUAUUUUGGCCGCUGCUCCGCCAGGAAUGACCAAGGUGUGGACGGCGCUUUCCGGCUCGUGUGCUAAUGAAACUGCCUACAAGGCGGCGUUCAUGUACCAGGCUGCCAGAGCACGUGGAGCCAUGGAUUUCACCGACGAGGAGUUGCGCUCUGUGAUGCUCAACAAGGCACCUGGUUCGCCAGACAAAGCCAUUUUGUCCUUUGAAAAGGGCUUCCACGGCCGUCUUUUUGGCUCUCUUUCCACCACACGCUCCAAGGCCCUUCACAAGUUGGAUAUCCCUGCAUUCGACUGGCCUGUGGCACCUUUCCCCCAGCUCAAGUACCCAUUGAAGGACCACGUCAGGGAAAACGCUGCCGAGGAGGAGCGCUGUUUGGCUGAAUUCGAGGAAAUCGUCACAAGCCACCCUCCAGGCUACAUUGCCGCUAUCAUCGUGGAGCCAGUUCAGUCUGAAGGUGGAGACAACCACGCAUCGCCUGCUUUCUUCCACGGCUUGAGACAGCUCACCAGAAAACACGAGAUCCUCAUGAUUGUCGACGAGGUCCAGACCGGUGUGGGUGCCCUGGGCAAGUUCUGGGCCCAUGAACACUGGAACCUCCAGGACCCUCCAGACAUGGUGACUUUUUCCAAGAAGUUCCAGGCUGCCGGAUUCUACUUCUCAGACCCCAACUUGCAGCCUUCUCAGCCCUAUAGACAAUUCAACACGUGGUGUGGCGACCCAUCCAAGGCUAUUCUUGCCAAGGCCAUCUACCAGGAGGUUCAGAAGAACAAUUUGGUGGAAAGAACCGCUACUACCGGUGACUACCUCUACAAGGAGCUCGAGGGGCUUGCCGAGAAGUACGAGGACAAGAUUCUCAACUUGAGAGGCGAGAACUUUGGUACUUUCAUUGCUUGGGACUGUGAGAGUCCUACUCAUAGAAACGAGUUGUUGUUGAAGAUGCGUGCUGCUGGUGUGAACAUUGGAGGAUGUGGCGAGAGGUCUGUUCGUUUGAGGCCCUCUUUGGUGUUUGAGCCUUCGCAUGCCAAUGUGUUCUUGAACGCUUUGGAGCAUGCUCUCCAAAUAUAG
Candidozyma duobushaemuli is the source of this 1506-nucleotide messenger RNA. RefSeq names its product Uga11p (gene UGA11). The coding region runs from base 1 to 1506 and encodes 501 amino acids. Gene Ontology annotation, cellular component: mitochondrion. The record is from RefSeq and is a predicted model, not a curated record. Gene Ontology annotation, biological process: GABA catabolic process. Lineage: Eukaryota; Fungi; Ascomycota; Pichiomycetes; Serinales; Metschnikowiaceae. Gene Ontology annotation, molecular function: pyridoxal phosphate binding. The transcript has a single exon.